Cotesia glomerata is the source of this 2361-nucleotide messenger RNA. RefSeq lists its product as uncharacterized. The record is from RefSeq and is a predicted model, not a curated record. The transcript is spliced from 3 exons. NCBI's taxonomy places the organism in Eukaryota, Metazoa, Arthropoda, Insecta, Hymenoptera, Braconidae. Bases 144 to 938 code for a protein of 264 amino acids.
UUUUCACCUUAGACUUUUUAGAUAUAUUACGCUCUGUAAUCAAAAUUAUAACCUCCAAUACUCAAACAGCUUAUAUGGAGAUACACAGGUGUGUUUGAAAUAAUUUUCUGUGAAAAGUUGAAAAUGUAAAUAAAUAAAGCAAAAUGCCAAAGUGUAUAGCUCCUUACUGUAACAAUUCGUCGGAACAAGGAUAUGUAUUGAAAAGUCUGCCAACGAACGAAAAACUUCGAGCUAUAUGGAUAGAAAAUAUAACUCGUAAAUAUACAAUAAAAGAUUGGUCACCUACUGCAGAUUCGCGUUUAUGUGAAGUACACUUUGCUCCAGAAAUGUGGGAAAAUAGAAGACUGGACAAUUUACAAAAAUUAAAAAAACAUGCAGUUCCAACAAUUUUCGGACAUCACAUUACAAAAAAAACUUUUAUUGCAAGAAGCAGUAAAUCUACGCAGACAGAAAAUGAUGAGCUUGCUUUACAGGUUAUUAGAACUUCCGUUUCUAAUUGUGACCAGUCAACAUCUACAGAAGAAGGCGACAGUGAUUCACAAAAACUUGCAACUUUGAGAAGAGCAUAUAGCGUUGUGCGAAAUAGGAUAAAAUCUUUACAGUUAAAAAAUAAAGUAUUAACAGAUGUAUUACGUACAGAUAAAUAUAGAACAGCUCUGUACAGUUUAUUCAAUGAAGAUCAAGUACAGUAUUUAAUUACUGACCAAAAAAAACUACAGCAUUGGUCGCAUGAAACUGUUGAACGAGCAGUAAAAUUGAGGACAGUUUGUGGUACCCAUGGUUAUAAAGAACUCCAAUCGCAGGGUAUACCUCUUCCUUGUCUUCGUGUGUUACAACGGUCACGACCCAAAGUUUAUUCGCAAUCAGAAACUCCACAAUCGACAACUACUCUGUCGUCCGAAGAAUUACUAUCAAUAAUCAAUGAUGAUUGGGACUGAUUUCUGAUAGAUAAAUUCUUGGAUGUGAUACUAGAGUACAAAAGUUUCGUAAAGGCGUAAUUUCUUUUAUGUAUCACUAUGAAUUUAUUAUUGACAAUGACAACUUUACAUGACAACCUUUUUUUUUUAAUUAAAAAAUGUUGAAUAUCUGAAAAUAGUUAGAUACCAUUAAAAAAAAAAAAAAAAAAAACUAAUUCAUUCUUGUUCUUGUUAAAAAUGUUCUCAAAAGUUUGUUGCGUGUGAAUUUGAUUGUUUUCUCACUAUUUUUUUGAAUUAUUUAUGGAAAUUUGUGAAAUGGUUUAGUCAUUAUUAUUAUUCAUAAUUUAAAUUAUAGCUACUAAACGCAUAAUUUUAAACCUUUUAUUUUUCACGUUUUUAAUUGUUAAUUAUAAUCAACUAUAAAUUUACAUUAAUAAAAAAUUAUUGCAUUUAAUUUCAAUUAUGAGAUACUUACGAAAACAUUCGGUAUAUCAUUUUGUUCUUGUGUUCCAGUAAAUAAAUAGAUUCAAAGCUCCAUCAUGUGCUUCGACUUUUGAUUCUAUCAAUAAGAAAUUACAAUUUUAUAGCAUGUUUAAGCAAGUAAAUUUUGUAAAUGAAUAAAAACAUUCUUUUAAAUCUCCAUAUGAACGUGUCAUUACUGAUAUCAUGGUGUUCACUGUUAUUUUGAUUGUUGAAAAUUGUCUGAACCAUGUGUAAAUUGAUAUUAUUUAACGUCAAAAAUACAACAGCAUCUAUUUAAUUAUCUUGACCUGAUGAUCAACAGUUUCUACAAUAAAUAUUGGACUUUGUUUCAAUUAUAAUGGUUUUAACAAACGCUUUAGUUUCAUGAAACCAUGAUGAGCGUAAUAACAUGUCUGUCAGAAAAAUGAUUGAUCAAUAUAAAGUUUAUAUAAAUGAUUGUUAAUAAACAUAAUUCACAAUUUUUUUUGAACUAUUAUAAAAUUUUUAUUUCAAUUUUCGCUUGAUAAUUUAAUUUUAAUAUUUAUUUAAAUUUUAUACAUCUAAUUUGGGUUUACAUAUUUUUUAUCUUAAGUUAUUUCAACCACUAGGCUCCUUAGCGAUUAUUUUUAUAACUGAAAUUGAGAGUUUUUAGUUUUUUCUGAAACAUAUUAGCUUGCUGUGAUUCAAGUUUAUGAUGUAUAUUAUGUAUUGUUAUAAAAAUUUUUUAAGGACGUAAAAUAUAAGAUAGAAGUGUUGUAAAGAAAAGAUUAAUUUUCUAAAAGUUUGACUAGGUAAAUUCUGUGACAAAACAGCAAGCGUGACCAACAUAGGCGUGAUAAUUUCAUUUCUUAUAAAUUUUUCGUAACUUCGAAAAAAAUUUUUUUUGAUUAUUAGGCUUGUAUGAAAUAUUAGAUUUAUCAACUUUAUUAUGUAUAUUUCAUUAUAUGAGUUUAAAAAAUAAAAAAUUGCAUACUUCAAUUUA